AUGACUGAUUUCAAACAACUCGGUAACGAGGCUUUCAAGGCCGGGAAGUUUGACGAGGCCGUCAAACACUUCACCGAGGCCAUCAAACUCAACCCCUCCGAUGGGAUUCUUUACUCCAACCGUUCCGGCGCUUAUGCGUCGAUGAACAUGUACCAGGAGGCACUGGCAGACGCACAGCAAUGCGUAACUCUCAAGCCGGAUUGGCCGAAGGGCUACUCGCGCAAGGGGCUUGCGCUGUACAAGCUCGGCAAGAUGGAAGAGGCCAAGAAGGCGUACCAGGAGGGGCUCAAGAUUGACCCAAACAACGAGCCGCUGAAGGCUGGUCUGCGCGAGGUUGAUGUCUCUUCCGACCCGCAGUUCAUGUACCUCGCCGCCACCAUCUCCCAGUUGGUUGCUACCAACCCGAAGUUGCAGGAGUACCAGAGGCAAGACCCCUCAUACACCAUGACUCUGUGCCGAGUUCUGACCGAAAUGCAGAGCAACCCGCAGAACAUCCAGCACUUGCUCAUGGAUCCCAACCCCGCUCUGCGUGACGGUAUCAUGGCAUACCUCGGUAUGGCGGCGGACAUUGGCCAGGCUGCUGGCUUCAACGAACCGCCUCAGCCCCCUAAAGCGGAGCCGCCGAAAGAGACGAAGCCUGAGCCAAAGGAGGAGCCGUUGACUGAGAGCCAAAAGAAAGCUCAAGAGUUCAAGGACGAGGGUAACAAGUUGUACAAGCAGAAGAAGUUCGUUGAGGCGCUGGAGCUCUACGACAAGGCAGUGGAGCUCGACCCGAACAACCUCUUGCUGGAGAACAACAAAGCAGCUGCAUACCUUGAGAUGGGAGACUACGAAAAAUGCAUCAACACCUGCAAAGCGGCUAUCGAGCGCAGAUAUGAUGUCAAGGCAGACUUCCUGGUCAUCUCAAAGAUUUACAACAGGCUUGCCUCCUGCUACACCAAGAUGGAGGACUACGACGCAGCUCUGGCUGCUUACCAGAAGUCGCUGCUCGAGGACAACAACCGCGUGACGCGAUGCGCAAUGAAGGAGGUGGAGCGCCUCAAGGAAAAGAAGGAGCGUGAGGCCUACAUUGACCCACAGAAGGCUGAGGAGCACAGGGAGAAGGGUAACGAAUUCUUCAAGAAAUUCCAGUUCCCCGAGGCUAAAAAGGAGUAUGACGAGGCCAUCAAGCGCAACCCCAAGGACGCUAAACUGUACACCAACAGGGCAGCUGCGCUCACCAAACUUACCGAGUACCCCAGCGCCCUGGCUGACUGCAACAAAGCUAUCGAAAUCGACCCUACGUUCGUCAAGGCGUGGGCCAGAAAGGGAAACCUGCACGUGCUCCUGAAGGAGUACAGCAAGGCCCUGGAGGCUUACGACAAGGGACUGGCUGUCGACCCGAACAACCAGGACUGCAUCAACGGCAAAUACGACUGCAUGGCCAAGAUCCAGGCUAUGUCGCAGUCGGGAACUGUCGACGAAGAGCAGUACAGGCAAGCCAUGGCCGACCCUGAGGUCCAGCAGAUCCUGGGAGACCCGCAGUUCCAGAUUAUUCUCAAGAAGCUCCAGGAAAACCCCGCAUCAAUGAACGAAUACCUCAGGGACCCCAAGGUCGCCAAGGGUAUUCAGAAACUUAUGGCGUGCGGCAUUCUCAGGACCGCGUAG
Molecule: messenger RNA, 1647 nt
Organism: Babesia bigemina
Lineage: Eukaryota; Apicomplexa; Aconoidasida; Piroplasmida; Babesiidae
Product: tetratricopeptide repeat domain containing protein, putative
Exons: 5
Coding region: 1-1647 (548 amino acids)
Molecular function (GO): Hsp90 protein binding
Source: RefSeq, a predicted model, not a curated record